CCCUAAUACAUUUCAAUCCUCUCAACUGAAAACAACUGAGCGAGCAGAGAAAAAAAAUGGGUUUAGGUUUGUUGGCUUCAAGGGCAAUGAGACCCCUCAAGUCUUCUAAUUUUAGAAUGUGUGCGCGCUCUAUUGUCACUGAAACUGAACUCCAAUCAUCGGAAUCUUCGGCGGCCGAAGCCCUCGUCGGCGGGGCCUGGGGUCACUUCCCCAAUCCUGCCAAGCCUGUUGCUUCUUGCGCCAUGCCUGCUCUUCCCGAAGAUGUGGCUAGUAUUCUCCAGUUUCCUCGUGCUGUUUCUGAUAGAGGUUUAUCCUCACUGAGAUUUUACCAUUCAUCAUAUUCUUCUUCAAAUUUUUCCGUUGGAAGACGUGGCCUUUCCUCCCUAGCUGGUACGAAAAGCAGUGGAGAGGAAGAUGACUUGGAAGAAGGGUUUUCAGAACUUGAAACACCUGCUAGUGAGGCAGUGCAAGAGAACAAUGUUGAGGUUGAAAACGAUGACGGAUUAAUUUCUGAGCCAGAGCUAUCUGGUGAUAAUGAGGAUAUCGAAGAUCCCAUUCAAAGUGAUCUAGAAUCAUUUGAUACUGAGAGUGAUCCAACAAAGAAAACUUCGCGAAAGAAUAGGAGUUUCUCAGAGCUCUUCAAAACCAUCCUUGCUGCUCCAGGUCUGUCCAUUAGUAGUGCCCUUGAUAAGUUUGUUGAAGAAGGAAAAGAUUUGAGCCGUGAGGAGAUUUCAAUGGCCAUGCUCAAUCUUCGUAAACGUCGAAUGUAUGGGAGGGCCUUGCAGCUCUCAGAGUGGUUGGAGGCAAAGAAGCAGCUUGAAUUUGUUGAGCGAGAUUAUGCUUCUCGUGUUGAUUUGAUUGCAAAGAUACGUGGCAUCCAGAAGGCAGAACAAUAUAUUCAGAAGAUCCCAAAAUCUUUCAGAGGGGAGGUAAUCUACCGAACCUUGCUGGCCAACUGUGUUGCUAUCACCAAUGUGCAGAAAGCAGAAGAAAUUUUCAACAAAAUGAAGGACCUAGAAUUUCCAAUUACCUCAUUUGCAUGCAACCAGUUGCUCCUUCUUUAUAAGAAAGUUGACAAAAAGAAAAUAGCUGAUGUCUUAUUGUUAAUGGAGAAAGAAAAUGUCAAGCCCUCUCUCUUCACUUACAAAAUCUUAAUAGACACCAAAGGUCAAUCCAAUGACAUAACUGGGAUGGAUCAAAUUGUUGAGACAAUGAAGGCUGAAGGCAUGGAACUUGACAUUCGCACACAAGCCAUCUUGGCCAGGCACUAUGUUUCUGCUGGGCUGAAAGAAAAAGCGGAGUCUAUGUUGAAAGAGAUGGAAGGAGGCAACCUAAAGGAGCACCGUUGGGCAUGCCGGCUUUUGCUUCCUCUUUAUGCAGAGCUAGGGAAGGCUGAUGAGGUGGGGAGACUUUGGAAAUUCUGCGAAGCAAAUCCACGGCUUCCGGAGUGUGUGGCAGCUAUUGAAGCUUGGGGAAAGCUGAAGAAAAUUGAAGAAGCAGAAGCAGUUUUUGAUAGAAUGUUAAAAACAUGGAAUAAGCUCUCUUCAAGGAAUUAUUCUGCCCUGUUGAAGGUUUAUGCAAACCAUAAGAUGCUAGCCAAAGGAAAAGAUUUGGUUAAGCAAAUGGCAGAUAGUGGUUGCCGAAUUGGACCAUUGACUUGGGAUGCACUCAUAAAGCUUCAUGUGGAAGCAGGAGAGUUGGAAAAGGCUGACUCUAUUCUGCAGAAGGCAGCACAGCAAAAUCAAUUGAAGCCAAUGUUCAGUUCUUAUGUGCUCAUCAUGGAGCAAUAUGCAAAGCGGGGUGAUAUCCAUAAUACUGAAAAACUGUUUCAUAGGAUGAGACAGGUUGGUUAUAUGUCUCGACUCCGGCAAUUCCAAACUUUAAUCCAAGCAUAUAUAAAAGCCAAGGCUCCAGCUUAUGGAAUGAGGGAGAGAAUGAAAGCAGAUAAUAUAUUCCCAAAUAAGGCUUUGGCAGCAGAUUUAGUUCACGUCGACCCGUUUAGGAAGACAGCAGUGUCUGAUUUACUUGACUAAGGAUUUCAACUGCUGCAUUUUGGAAAUGCUGCUACUGUCUUAUCUAUGGACUCCAUAAUAUGUGAUUUAGGUAAGCAUUUUUGAUUGUUUGUUUUAGAACACUGGUUUGAACGCCUUGCCUUAAAGCUUAGUAGGAGUAUUAAGAUGUAUGACAUUAAUAUUUUCUUAUUUUAUGUAUUUUCCUAUAAAAAACGGCUGCUUCUCCCUC
This is a messenger RNA of Pistacia vera, 2241 nucleotides long. Its product is annotated as pentatricopeptide repeat-containing protein At1g80270, mitochondrial-like. Lineage: Eukaryota; Viridiplantae; Streptophyta; Magnoliopsida; Sapindales; Anacardiaceae. Gene Ontology annotation, molecular function: protein binding. Gene Ontology annotation, cellular component: mitochondrion. Bases 57 to 2033 code for a protein of 658 amino acids. The record is from RefSeq and is a predicted model, not a curated record. The transcript has 3 exons.